Messenger RNA from Eptesicus fuscus (big brown bat), 2665 nucleotides. It is a transcript of the gene ERCC3, whose product is annotated as ERCC excision repair 3, TFIIH core complex helicase subunit. Gene Ontology annotation, biological process: nucleotide-excision repair; transcription initiation at RNA polymerase II promoter; embryonic organ development. The record is from RefSeq and is a predicted model, not a curated record. The coding region runs from base 47 to 2395 and encodes 782 amino acids. Gene Ontology annotation, molecular function: hydrolase activity; DNA binding; ATP binding. NCBI's taxonomy places the organism in Eukaryota, Metazoa, Chordata, Mammalia, Chiroptera, Vespertilionidae. The transcript is spliced from 15 exons. Gene Ontology annotation, cellular component: transcription preinitiation complex; nucleotide-excision repair factor 3 complex; transcription factor TFIIH holo complex.
UGUCCCGGGAACAGCCCUCGGAGGCCGCGCGUUCCCUGUGCGCGCCAUGGGCAAGCGGGACCGGGCGGAGCGCGACAAGAAGAAGGCCAAGAGGCGGCACUACGAGGACGAGGAGGAAGAUGAAGACGACGCCCCUGGAAACGACCCGCAGGAGGCGGUGCCCUCGGCUGCGGGGAAGCAGGUGGAGGAGUCCAGCACGAAGCUGGACGAGUACGGAGCCAAGGACUACCGGCCGCAGAUGCCGCUGAAGGACGACCACCCCUCCCGGCCCCUCUGGGUGGCUCCUGAUGGCCACAUUUUCUUAGAAGCCUUCUCUCCAGUUUACAAAUAUGCCCAAGACUUCCUGGUGGCUAUUGCAGAGCCAGUGUGCCGGCCAGCCCAUGUGCAUGAGUACAAACUGACCGCUUACUCCCUGUAUGCAGCCGUCAGCGUGGGGCUGCAGACCAGUGACAUCACUGAGUACCUCAGGAAGCUCAGCAAGACAGGAGUCCCCGAUGGAAUUGUUCAGUUUAUUAAGUUGUGUACUGUCAGUUAUGGAAAAGUCAAGUUGGUCCUGAAGCACAACAGGUACUUUGUUGAAAGCUCCCACCCUGAUGUUAUCCAGCAUCUUCUUCAGGAUCCAGUGAUUCGGGAGUGCCGCCUGAGGAGCUCCGAGGGGGAGGCCACUGAGCUCAUCACAGAGACUUUCACAAGCAGAUCUGCUAUUGCAAAGACUGCUGAAGGCAGUGGUGGGCCCUCCACUUCCCGGGAGGCAGAUCCACAGGGUAAAUCUGACAUCCCCACGGACCUCUUUGACUUUUAUGAGCAAAUGGACAAGGAUGAGGAGGAAGAAGAAGAGACACAGACAGUAUCUUUUGAAGUCAAGCAGGAGAUGAUUGAGGAACUUCAGAAACGUUGCAUCCACCUCGAGUACCCUCUGUUGGCAGAAUAUGACUUCCGGAACGAUUCUGUUAACCCUGAUAUCAACAUUGACCUGAAGCCCACCGCUGUCCUCAGGCCUUACCAGGAGAAGAGCCUGCGGAAGAUGUUUGGGAAUGGGCGUGCGCGGUCAGGGGUCAUUGUGCUUCCUUGCGGUGCUGGGAAGUCCCUGGUUGGCGUGACAGCUGCCUGCACUGUCAGAAAACGCUGUCUGGUGCUGGGCAACUCCGCUGUGUCUGUGGAGCAGUGGAAAGCCCAGUUCAAGAUGUGGUCCACCAUCGACGACAGCCAGAUCUGCCGCUUCACCUCCGAUGCCAAGGACAAGCCCAUCGGCUGCUCCAUUGCCAUUAGCACCUACUCCAUGCUGGGCCAUACCACCAAGAGGUCCUGGGAGGCUGAGCGCGUCAUGGAGUGGCUCAGAACUCAGGAGUGGGGCCUCAUGAUCCUGGACGAGGUCCACACCAUACCUGCCAAGAUGUUUCGACGGGUGCUCACCAUUGUGCAGGCCCACUGCAAGCUGGGUUUGACCGCAACCCUGGUCCGGGAAGAUGACAAAAUUGUUGACUUAAAUUUUCUGAUCGGGCCCAAGCUCUAUGAAGCCAACUGGAUGGAGCUGCAGAACAACGGCUACAUCGCCAAAGUCCAGUGUGCUGAGGUUUGGUGCCCGAUGUCUCCUGAGUUUUACAGGGAGUAUGUAGCAAUCAAAACCAAGAAACGAAUCUUGCUGUACACCAUGAACCCCAACAAAUUCAGAGCUUGCCAGUUUCUGAUUAAGUUUCAUGAAAGGAGGAAUGACAAGAUUAUUGUCUUUGCUGAUAACGUGUUUGCCCUGAAGGAAUAUGCCAUUCGACUGAACAAACCCUAUAUCUAUGGUCCUACAUCCCAGGGCGAAAGGAUGCAGAUCCUCCAGAAUUUCAAGCACAACCCCAAAAUCAACACCAUCUUCAUAUCCAAGGUGGGUGACACAUCGUUUGAUCUGCCAGAAGCAAAUGUCCUCAUUCAGAUCUCCUCUCACGGUGGCUCCCGGCGGCAGGAGGCCCAGAGGCUAGGGCGAGUGCUCCGAGCCAAAAAAGGGAUGGUUGCAGAGGAGUACAACGCCUUCUUCUACUCGCUGGUCUCCCAGGACACACAGGAAAUGGCUUACUCAACCAAGCGGCAGAGGUUCUUGGUAGAUCAGGGUUAUAGCUUUAAGGUGAUCACAAAGCUUGCUGGCAUGGAGGAGGAAGAGUUGGCAUUUUCAACGAAAGAAGAACAGCAGCAGCUCUUACAGAAAGUCCUGGCCGCCACUGACCUGGACGCUGAGGAAGAGGUGGUGGCAGGAGAAUUUGGCUCGAAGUCCAGCCAGGUGUCCCGGCGCUGUGGGACCAUGAGCUCCAUGUCUGGGGCGGACGACACCGUGUACAUGGAGUACCACUCGGCGCGGAGCAAGGCCGCCAGCAAGCACGUGCACCCGCUGUUCAAGCGCUUCCGCAAGUGAGGCGGGCCGGCGGCGAAGCGGCUCUCCUCCGGCCUUGGCCAGGCUGAUGUCGGUUUAGGGUCUGACUGUUGAAGAAAAUGCGUAAGAACGUGGGUCUGUCUUCAUGCAUUAGUCCAGGGUUUAAAAAAGUAGAGGACUCUAUUUUUAUGGUCUUUUCAGACCACUUUUCAAACUUGUUGGGGAGUGGUUGUUCCCGUAUAUGAAAUUUGCAAUAUUUAAGGUAUACUUUCCUUACUGUUCUCUUGAAUAAACAAAUGGACCAUUGAACCA